Messenger RNA from Plasmopara halstedii, 453 nucleotides. RefSeq names its product polyprotein. The transcript has a single exon. The coding region runs from base 1 to 453 and encodes 150 amino acids. The record is from RefSeq and is a predicted model, not a curated record. NCBI's taxonomy places the organism in Eukaryota, Oomycota, Peronosporomycetes, Peronosporales, Peronosporaceae.
AUGGAGAAGGCCCGCAGCAUGUUGCAAAACAAGAGCGUCUCGACGGAAUGGUGGGUGGAAGCGGUAAACACAGCGGUCUAUUUAAUUAGUCGUUCCAGCAAUACGGCCCAUCCAGACACCACACCCUACGAGCUGGCUUUCAAGACGAAGCCUCAAAUGAAUCACUUGCGCGUGUUUGGCUCGCACGGCUAUACCCAAGAGCCCAAGAGCUUCAAGUGUACGUUUCUCGGCUAUGCAGAGAAUGUCAAGGGCUAUCGCGUGUUUGGCUUGGUCAAAGUGACUCGCUCUGUGAAGUUGGAUGAGCUUGAGGUAAGCGGCAUUUACGACACGCGAGAGGUCAAGCCGAUACGAAUUAUUCAAGUAAUGAAGGAUGGUGAUGAAGGCAAGGUUCAGCAUCAAGUGGAUCGACAGCCAGUUCUGAACAAUCAAAUGGAAGCUGUCGAAGAAAACUAG